Tauraco erythrolophus (red-crested turaco) is the source of this 976-nucleotide messenger RNA. Lineage: Eukaryota; Metazoa; Chordata; Aves; Musophagiformes; Musophagidae. The record is from RefSeq and is a predicted model, not a curated record.
GAGUGAAGAACCUGUCAGUCUGGGUCAGUGGCAUGAGUUGCGAGUGUCUCGCACAGCGAAGAAUGGUAUCCUGCAAGUGGACAAACAAAAGCCAGUGGAAGGGAUGGCCGAGGGGGCUUUCACCCAGAUUAAGUGCAGCUCUGAAAUUUUUAUUGGCGGAGUCCCUAGUUAUGAUGAUGUGAAGAAGAACUCUGGGAUCCUCAGGCCUUUCAGUGGGAGCAUCCAGAAGAUUAUCUUGAAUGAUCGAACAAUCGAUGUGAAACAUGAUUUCACUUUUGGAGUCAACCUAGAAAAUGCUGCCCACCCUUGCGUGAGCUCACCAUGUGCAAAUGGAGGCACCUGCGUUCCCAAGAAGGACAGCUAUGAAUGUGAUUGUCCCCUGGGCUUUGAUGGGCAACAUUGCCAAAAAGCCAUUACAGAAGCAAUUGAAAUCCCACAAUUUAUUGGUCGCAGUUACCUCACAUAUGACAAUCCGGAUAUCCUGAAAAGGGUAUCAGGAUCAAGAACGAACGUGUUCAUGAGGUUUAAAACCACAAUGAAGGAAGGCCUCUUGAUGUGGAGAGGAGACAGUCCCAUGAGGCCCAACAGUGAUUUCAUUUCUCUCGGCAUCCAAGAAGGAGCACUAAUAUUCAGCUACAAUUUGGGCAGCGGCAUUGCUUCCAUCACAGUGAACGGCUCUUUCAGCGAUGGACGAUGGCACAGAGUCAAGGCUGUUCGGGAUGGACAGUCUGGCAAAGUAACUGUGGAUGAUUACGGUGCCAGGACUGGUAAAUCCCCUGGAAAGAUGAGGCAGUUGAACAUCAAUGGAGAUCUCUAUGUAGGUGGCAUGAAGGAAAUAGCCCUGCACACCAACCGGCAGUACCUGCGGGGCCUGGUGGGAUGCAUCUCCCACCUCACGCUUUCCACUGAUUACCACAUCUCGCUGGUGGAGGAUGCCGCUGACGGGAAGAACAUCAACACCUGUGGGACCAAGUGA